Messenger RNA from Nyctereutes procyonoides (raccoon dog), 3009 nucleotides. It is a transcript of the gene SLC25A12, whose product is annotated as solute carrier family 25 member 12. Gene Ontology annotation, molecular function: L-aspartate transmembrane transporter activity; L-glutamate transmembrane transporter activity; calcium ion binding. The record is from RefSeq and is a predicted model, not a curated record. Gene Ontology annotation, biological process: L-glutamate transmembrane transport; malate-aspartate shuttle; aspartate transmembrane transport. Lineage: Eukaryota; Metazoa; Chordata; Mammalia; Carnivora; Canidae. The coding region runs from base 79 to 2115 and encodes 678 amino acids. The transcript is spliced from 18 exons.
CCGGGGAGGCGGCGCGCGCGCGCCCUGACAGCUCGGCCCCGCUCGCUCCCUCGCUCGUCCCCGGCUUCCGAGCACAGCAUGGCGGUCAAGGUGCAAACAACCAAGCGAGGUGAUCCUCAUGAGUUAAGAAACAUAUUCCUACAGUAUGCCAGUACUGAGGUUGAUGGAGAACAUUACAUGACCCCAGAAGACUUUGUCCAGCGCUAUCUUGGACUGUACAAUGAUCCAAACAGCAAUCCAAAGAUAGUGCAGCUCUUGGCAGGAGUAGCCGAUCAAACCAAGGAUGGAUUGAUCUCCUAUCAAGAGUUUUUGGCAUUUGAAUCUGUUUUAUGUGCUCCAGAUUCUAUGUUCAUAGUGGCUUUCCAGUUGUUUGACAAGAGUGGAAAUGGAGAGGUGACAUUUGAAAAUGUCAAAGAAAUUUUUGGACAGACUAUUAUUCAUCAUCAUAUCCCUUUUAACUGGGACUGUGAAUUUAUCCGACUGCAUUUUGGUCAUAAUCGGAAGAAGCAUCUUAACUACACAGAAUUCACACAGUUUCUCCAGGAGCUACAAUUGGAACAUGCAAGACAAGCCUUUGCACUGAAAGACAAAAGCAAAAGUGGUGUGAUUUCCGGUCUGGAUUUCAGUGACAUCAUGGUUACCAUUCGAUCUCACAUGCUUACUCCCUUUGUGGAGGAGAACUUAGUUUCAGCAGCUGGAGGAAGUAUCUCACAUCAGGUUAGCUUCUCCUACUUCAAUGCAUUUAACUCCUUACUGAAUAACAUGGAGCUUGUCCGUAAGAUAUAUAGCACUCUAGCUGGCACAAGGAAAGAUGUUGAAGUCACAAAGGAGGAAUUUGCCCAGAGUGCCAUACGCUAUGGACAGGUCACUCCACUAGAAAUUGAUAUCCUCUACCAACUUGCCGACUUAUAUAAUGCUACAGGGCGCUUGACUUUGGCAGAUAUUGAGAGAAUAGCACCGUUGGCUGAGGGGGCCUUACCUUACAACUUGGCAGAGCUCCAGAGACAGCAAUCUCACGGUUUAGGCAGGCCUAUCUGGCUCCAGAUUGCCGAGUCUGCUUAUAGAUUCACUCUGGGCUCAGUUGCUGGAGCCGUGGGAGCCACUGCAGUGUAUCCUAUAGAUUUGGUGAAGACCCGCAUGCAAAACCAGCGUGGCACUGGCUCUGUUGUUGGGGAGCUGAUGUACAAAAACAGCUUUGACUGUUUUAAGAAAGUCUUACGUUAUGAGGGCUUCUUUGGACUCUACCGAGGUCUGAUACCACAACUGAUAGGGGUUGCUCCAGAAAAGGCCAUUAAACUGACUGUUAAUGAUUUUGUCCGGGACAAAUUUACCAGAAGAGAUGGCUCCAUUCCACUUUUAGCAGAAAUCCUUGCUGGAGGUUGUGCUGGUGGCUCUCAAGUCAUCUUUACUAAUCCGCUGGAGAUAGUAAAGAUUCGCCUGCAGGUAGCUGGUGAGAUCACCACAGGACCCAGGGUCAGCGCCCUGAAUGUACUCCGGGACCUGGGACUUUUUGGUCUGUAUAAGGGUGCCAAAGCGUGUUUCCUCCGAGACAUUCCCUUCUCUGCAAUCUAUUUUCCUGUUUAUGCUCAUUGCAAACUACUUCUGGCUGAUGAAAAUGGACACGUGGGAGGUAUAAAUCUCCUUGCAGCUGGAGCCAUGGCAGGUGUGCCUGCUGCUUCGCUGGUGACCCCCGCCGAUGUCAUCAAGACGAGACUGCAAGUGGCCGCCCGUGCAGGCCAGACGACAUACAGUGGUGUCAUUGACUGUUUCAGGAAGAUACUCCGGGAAGAGGGGCCCUCAGCAUUUUGGAAGGGGACCGCAGCUCGAGUGUUUCGAUCUUCUCCCCAGUUUGGUGUUACUCUGGUCACGUAUGAACUUCUCCAGCGGUGGUUUUACAUUGAUUUUGGAGGCCUCAAACCGUCUGGCUCAGAACCAACACCUAAGUCACGCAUCGCAGACCUCCCUCCUGCCAAUCCUGAUCACAUCGGUGGAUACAGACUUGCCACAGCCACUUUCGCGGGCAUUGAAAACAAGUUUGGUCUUUAUCUCCCCAAAUUUAAAUCUCCUAGUGUUGCUGUAGUUCAGUCAAAGGCAGUGGCAGCGGCAGCUCAGUGAUGAGACAACCAUUGAGGGUGGCAAAAUGGUGCCCUGGAGAAAGAAGCCUAGAAGAGCAGCCCUGUAAUGUACCCAGUCAGCUGCAUGGUGCUGGCUGAGCUGAGGAGGCAAACUAUUCUUUCUAUAUGACAUAUACAUAUAUUUGUUUAUAAAAUAAUCAUUUGCCCAGGAAAAAGCAACAAUGCAGUUUCAAACUUUAGUGUUAAGUGUUGAGAUGUUUUCUAAGCUCUGGCAUGAAUUAGUGUUCUAGACUGCUUUGCACAGCUUGCACUUAUAGUGACUGUACAUAUUGUACAUCUUUGUACAGAGACAUCUUGGCACCUCAUCCCAACAAAUCACGUUUAUAGAAUGUAAUGCGGUUCUAAGUGGCUUGAAAUGUACAGAAUGUUUUGAAAGUGUUUUAUUAAGAGUCACACAAAAAUAAAUGUAUUAAAAUUAAAUUCAUUCUCUUAUUGGUGGCUUAUGGAAAUAAAGCAUCAAUAUUGGAUGUAUUUAAUUUCCAGUUCAUUUUCCAUUCUGGAAUAAAAAGGUAUUUGCUGAUAGGAGGCAUAAUGAGACCAAGUGCUUACACCAUUGAUGAAGAGAGUCUUUGGAAAAGAUGCAUGCUAGCAGAUGCAGAGGAGCAGGCUAAUGACUUGUGUGUGCUGAUGUGUUUCUAUUUGUAUUUAACACGUGUGUAGAUUCUCCUCUGUUCAUCAAUCAAAAUGCAUUUCCUAGACAGCUCCCCUCCUGUCAGUGUGCAUAUGGAAACAGGGAUGUCUCCCGCAUUACUUAGUUUGCUUUCCUCUGACACAGCAAGGCGGGGGCCUAGCUUUCAAGAUUAAAGGAUACUUUGGCAAUUUUUCUUCAUGUGGAUAUGAUCCCCCCUCAAAAUAAAAUGCACACCAAAAUGUA